AUGCAAGACCUGGAGGACGAAGCGAUAUAUGACUACUUUGUAGAAUUAGGUCUGUCUUCAAUAGUCACCCCGGCACAUCAAGUUCGAUCACCAACGUCGCGUGAUCGCACAGUAUGGUUCUCCGAGUUCAAGCAAGACCGUCCCUUCUUGAUUCCCGCUCAAAGUGAAGUAGUUGCUGCUUGUCAACGGACCGAGGAGACUCCGGUGACACCCAUUAGCAAUCUUCGACGUGGAGACCGCCAUCUUCCAGACCCAACAGGUGACUCUGCUUCCGGUACGCCCACGCCAGAACAGAUCUCUGCUCUGUCUGAGAGGACACUAAUCAUAAAGCAUCCAGAAGCUCCGGAUCCAGUGUAG
This is a messenger RNA of Plasmopara halstedii, 357 nucleotides long. RefSeq lists its product as uncharacterized. The transcript has 2 exons. The coding region runs from base 1 to 357 and encodes 118 amino acids. Lineage: Eukaryota; Oomycota; Peronosporomycetes; Peronosporales; Peronosporaceae. The record is from RefSeq and is a predicted model, not a curated record.